Adineta steineri is the source of this 1602-nucleotide messenger RNA. The record is from the annotation of a GenBank genome assembly. NCBI's taxonomy places the organism in Eukaryota, Metazoa, Rotifera, Eurotatoria, Adinetida, Adinetidae.
AUGGCAACUUCCAACAUACCUGUAACAAGUUUAUCGGAGUUAGUUAAAUGUCCGAUUUGUCUUGAUUAUUAUAAUGAUCCACGUCUUCUUCCAUGUUCACAUACAUUCUGUUUUGCAUGUAUCACCCAACUAGCAAAUCAUCGUACAAAAAAUGAUGAUGAUGACGAUAGUAGUAUUAGCAGUGAUGAUAGUGAUGCAGAAUAUCGAUUUAUUUGUCCACUUAGAGAUGGUACUUUUUUGACUCAACAUCAACUGAAAGACUUACCUGUUAAUCGAAUCGCUAAAAAUAUGGUUGAACUCUUAUUAGCAUCAUGCAAUGAAAAUAAAGAAAUUGAAAAGAAAGUUUCUUGUGAUUUUUGUACAGAAAAUCCUAGUGAACGAUGGUGUCUCGAAUGUUGUCAUCAAUUUUGUAGCAAAUGUCUUAUCGCACAUAAUAAUAAACCAAUGCAUAUUACUGUACCAAUAGCUGAACGUGCUGCAUAUUGCUGUAAUAAACAUAUCAAUGAAGUUAUGAAACUAUGGUGUACAUAUUGUAAACUUCCUAUAUGUUCCUCAUGUCUUGUAGACGAUAAUCAACAUAGUCAACAUCAAGAAGCGAUUGAACCAAUGUACAAAAUAAUGAAUGAAACACGAACUAGUAUUGAAACAUGUCUUCAACAAUUAGAUUAUGCUGAACUCAACUUUAUGACUCUGGCAAAAUCUACUAUUACUGUUGUGAAAGAUCAGAAAACUAAUUAUACAAACACAUCAGAAGAUCUUACCGAUCUAUUUCGUUCGUUAAAUAGAAUGAUAGAAGAUCGAAAACAAACGUUGUCCUAUGAACUUGAAGAUCACCAAGCUACGAUUUUAUCACGUUUGCAUCACAUUGAAAUGAAUGUUCGAGAACAAUUACAUCGUAUUCAAAAUCAAAAACUGUCUUGCAAUCGUAUUUGCAAGUCGGGAAAUACGAUUCAGUUGCUUGAAACAAAUCAAAAUAUCAGUACCAUUUGUGAGGAACUAGUUCAUAGUCAACAAGAAAUAAUAUCUAGUUGUACAACUCAAGAAACAAAGUUUAUUCAUUCACCAGUGGAUAUGACAUCAAUUGCAGAUUUAAUAAACAAUUUUGGAAACAUAAAAUGUAAUGAUGUGAAAACAAUAGAUUGUCCUAUUUUAAAUCACAUAAUUAUUUCUCUACCAACUGUAGCAGAACAAAGAUUAUACAAUGGAUCAUUUAUAUUUGGUUAUCGUUUUCAUUUUGAACAAUCGAUUCGAUUAAAGGAUGUCUUAGUACAAUCAACCUACAGAAAUAAUAUUACGGCGAGUUUCUAUGAUGAAAAAGGUGAAGAACAAGAGCAAUUCUCAUGUGAAUCAAUAAACGAUACUUUUAAAUGGAAUAUUAUAUCGACAGAUGGAAUCGAAUUACAAACUGGUCAUUCAUUACUUGUCUGGUCUAGUGAUCAUGAAGGAUCAAUUGGUUAUCAGCAGAGAAGCUCACGACUUCAACAAGUAAAUCCAAUUUGUGCUGUCGCUGGAGUGUAUGCAGUGAGAGAUAAGAACAAGAAACAAGAAAAAUUAGAAAUUUGUCCGGGUGAUUUAGCAAUAAACAUGCGUCUCAUUAUUUAA